This is a messenger RNA of Glycine soja, 887 nucleotides long. Its product is annotated as auxin-responsive protein SAUR50-like. Bases 182 to 703 code for a protein of 173 amino acids. The transcript has a single exon. The record is from RefSeq and is a predicted model, not a curated record. Lineage: Eukaryota; Viridiplantae; Streptophyta; Magnoliopsida; Fabales; Fabaceae. Gene Ontology annotation, biological process: response to auxin.
CACUUAGAAAACAAAAGAAAAACUUCUCUCAUCAUUGGGAAACGAGAGUUUCCAUGGUCUCAAGCCUAUAAAUAUUGAUAGCAUGCACUCCAAUAUAGCCAAGUCAGUAGAAAAAAAAAACAAAAACCAAAGAGCCUCCCCAAAAGACUAAUCCACACCAUACCCUAAAAAAAGAGGCACCAUGUCUUCUGUGGAUCUAAAGAAAUCUAACAAAAUAAGAGAAAUUGUUAGACUGAAAGAGAUCCUCAAGAAAUGGAGAAAAAUAGCCAACUCAUCAAAAAGCACUACCACUAUCGCCACGGCUACCUCUACCACAAGCAAGAGCAUGAAGUUUCUCAAGAGAACACUUUCCCUAUCAGAACGUGAAGGAGGGUCAAGCAAUGUUGUCCCAAAAGGGUACCUAGCUGUUUGUGUUGGUGAAGAGCUCAAGAGGUUCACUAUACCAACUGAACAUUUGGGUCACCAAGCCUUUCAGAUUCUCCUCAGAGAAGCAGAAGAAGAAUUCGGCUUUCAGCAAACGGGUGUUCUGAGGAUUCCUUGUGAAGUUGCAGCUUUUGAGAGCAUCUUGAAGAUGGUGGAAGGAAAGGAGGACAUGUUUUCAUCCCAAGAAUGUAGACUUAGCAUUGAAGAGAUGAUGAUUGAGUACUGCUCAGAAAACCAACUUGCUUAUUCUCACCAUCCUCAAAGUCCAUUGUGCAGAUAGUAUAGCAUAUAUUAAUAUUGCAAUAUUUAUCCUUUUUUUUUUCUUUUUUGUUCUUUUGUUUUACUUUUGUACCUUACAACAAAUCCAAUGUAUGAGAGUGAGUGAAUUCAUUUAUUUAGAUGUAAUAGAACACCCUUUUGGGAUUUAUGAAGCAAGGAAUAUGAUUAUGACUUUCGUUGUCCAA